Molecule: messenger RNA, 4824 nt
Organism: Aplysia californica (California sea hare)
Lineage: Eukaryota; Metazoa; Mollusca; Gastropoda; Aplysiida; Aplysiidae
Product: RNA-binding protein 5
Exons: 23
Coding region: 101-2842 (913 amino acids)
Biological process (GO): mRNA splicing, via spliceosome
Cellular component (GO): nucleus
Molecular function (GO): RNA binding
Source: RefSeq, a predicted model, not a curated record
GAUUAGACGAAACCUACCUGGCAUGCCCGCUGUCAUUCAUUCGUUGUCGGGCUGAAUUUUGUCCGCCAUAUUGCCGCUACGAUCUUUGUUUCUCUUUGGAAUGGAUUUUCCUAAUCCGUAUCAGCAAAACAGCAAAGGUUUUGGUUUUGGAGGGAAUUUUUCUGGUAAUAACGCCACUGGUGGACAAGAAGAUAUGACUGAAAUGGAGCGCUUUGCCCUGCAGUGUGGCAGAUUUGGACCUUCUGGAUUUGAGGGCAGAAGUCAUGAUUACUCAGAGGCAGAAUUACUUCGUAUGAAGGAGAUGAGAAGUCUUGGGGAUUACAUGGGCCGAGAACCUCUGCCCCCUGGAGUAGAGGACGGGGCUUAUCUGGCCCGUGAACGAGGGAGAGAGCGAGAUAGAGACCAGAGAGACAUGAGAAGUCGGGAUGACCGAGACAGGGGAAGAGAUCGUGAUCGUCGUAGAGAUUCGGACCGAGACCGACGAGGGGGAGACUGGAGUCAAGAGAGGGAAAGAGGGAGACACAGGGAUCGCAGUGGAAACAGAGAUCGCAGCCCGAUGCACUCUGGCAGUAAAGACUACGAUGGGAGGGGUCCCAUGUAUGAAUCAUUUGAUGAUGAUUAUGGAUCAGAAGAAGGUGACAGAGGUGAUAGAUACAGAGGGAGAGAAGAUUUCCGCGGUGACUCCUCUCGUAAUGCUGAUGACAAGGCCGGUGACAAGUGGGUUUGCAACCAACCAUCUCGCACUAUCAUUCUGAGAGGACUUCAUGUCGAUAUUACAGAAAAAAUUAUCGGAGCAGAAUUGAUGAUGCUCGGCCUACCUGUCAAAGAUAUACGCCUUAUCAGGAGAUCUUCAGGUGUCUCGCGAGGCUUUGCUUUUGUGGAGUUUCAUAACGUAGCUGAUGCCCAGCGCUGGAUGGAGCAUACACAGGGCACCAUCACUCUGCUCAACCAGUACCGAGCGCACCUGGCCUACAGCGUUACCCGCACGGGCAACAGAGACAACUCGAAUCUACAGAGGAAUGAUUGGGUCUGCAUCAAGUGCCUAGGUCACAAUUUCAAGCGCAGAGAUUACUGUUAUAAUUGCAACCUACCUCGUAAGGAGUCGGAGAAAGGCAAGCCCACAGAUGGCCAGGAAGAAAUUGGCACCAAUCCCUGCAACACGCUCAUCUUUAGAGGACUGGAUGCCCUGACCACGGAGGAGGCAUUAGUGACGGCGCUGACUCAGAGCUCGCCACAGCCCCUGGCGCCCAUCAAAAAUGUGGCCAUCAUCCGCGACGACCUGAACACUUCCCGCGGCUUCGGCUUUGUGGAGUUCCACACGGUGCAGGCGUCAACGCUAGUGCUGGACGCCCUGAACAAGCUGAGUCCCCCGUUGGAGGUGGAUGGGAAACAGCUUCUGAUUAACUAUGCCAAGAACACGUUUAACACAACGAUGGCGUACAUCCAACAGCAGCAACAGCAGGCUCAGUACUACGACAGCAACUACUACCAGGGCGGCCAGUACUACGACGCGGCCACCCAGCAGUACUACGACUACUCUCAGUACUACGCUCAGGCCGGGGCCCCCGUCGGGACCACUGCCGCCACCACGACCGCAGCGGGGAAAGGAGAAAAUACGACAAAUGCUGCAGCAGCUGUAGCUCACGCUGCCAUCCAGCAAGCCCAGGCAGCAAAGAACUACCAGAAGCAGAUUCAAAAGAAAGUGGUUGGUCAGAACGAGACUGUUGUUGUCAAUGGUGUGGAGUACCCAGUUUAUCCUCCUCCAGACACCUCCCAGUACCAGUAUGAAGAGACGUCAGGCUUCUACUACGACCCCAGCACACAGCUCUACUAUGAUGCCAAUUCACAGUACUACUACAACUCGACCACGGGCCAGUACAUGUACUGGGAUGCGGAGAAGUCGACUUACUUGCCGGCGCCAACCGGUGGAGAGGAUUCUUCUGGUGCCGAUGGGUCGGAUGGGGCCGGCAAGAAAGACGGCAAAGAUAAAAAAGAUAAAGAAAAGGUCAAGAUUGCGAAGAAAAUUGCAAAGGACAUGGAGAAAUGGGCCAAGAGUAUGAAUGCCCAGAAGGAGGCUCAGAAAGAAGUGAUGAAGCGGCCGCAAGGACCGGGCGGGUCGUUCAAGCUCGAGUCUGCAGCAGCAGAUGCUGGAUUUGCUAUGCUGCAGAAAGCCAAAGAGGACAUGACGAUGAUGCCUCCUCCUCCCCUGAUAGGGAAAACAGACAAGUCCAGCACUGAUGCCAGCCAGCCUGGCCUGGUGGCCUCGUACGGCGGUGACAGUGACAGCGGUGACGAGGAGGACUCGUACGCCCCCGUAGACGAGUCCAAACUGGUGGACUGGACCAAACUGGCCUGCCUGUUGUGUAAGCGACAGUUCCAGUCCAAGGAGAUCCUCAGUAAACACACUCAGGUUUCUCAGCUGCAUAAGCAAAACUUGGAGUCGUUGUCAAAGUCGAGGGAGAAUGCGGGCACUGUCAAGCUUGAGUACCGAGACCGGGCCAAAGAAAGGAGGCUGAAGUACGGUGCCCCUGAACCACCGGAGCCCAGGAAACGGAAGGAAGCCGAGUUUGAGGAACCAGCUCCUGUUGCUUUCGAGGCACCGACCAAGAGCGGCAUCAGCGGGGACAACAUUGGCAACAAACUGCUGCAGAAGAUGGGCUGGUCCCAGGGGCAAGGCUUGGGCAAGGCCAACCAGGGCAGAACUGACCCCAUUGAGGCUCAGAGGAGGAAUCAGAUGGCAGGGCUGGGCGCCCGAGGGGCCAAUGUGGUGGCGGACGUCGGAGACAACUACAGAGACGCCCUGAAGAAGACCAUGUUCGCUCGCUACAACGAAGUGGAGUGAACGCCUCUCACGCGACUGACUGAAUGACUGACAGACAGAGAGACAGACGGAAUGUCUCGCUCACAGUGACAGACAGGCCUGUAGUAGUAGUAGUACACACAGUGCCCUGUGCAGGUACGGGCCAGGCCGCGUGUUGAGCUAACAGCUCACGGCUGGUGACCUUGGCUUUGUGUGCUCACACACGCACGCACACACAAAGUCCCCUGUCCCAUCAGGAUGGGUCUUCAAUAGGUGCUCUGUCCUACCUACGUGACAUGCUGUGCCCGCUCUGCCGAGGAUGGCUUUUACUGCCCUCAUUUUGUGAGGAUUUAUUUUAUAUUUUGUUAAACCACUGUUGUGUGUCUGAUGAUAUGUCACAAUUGAUUUUUAGUUUUGGCGAGUCGUAUGUAUGUUUUCCUCUGAAUGAGUGAUGAUUGUUUCAACGAUUGUGUGUAACAUACGGUAUGCCUGUCCUUUCACUUUCACACACACACACACACACACACCCCACAAUUUGUUUUGUAAGAAAGCAGGAGGUGAAAAGAUCUUACAGAUAGGCUAACUAUUGAUUUAUCAUACCUGUUUUGGACCUUUGUAUAUUUUAGUUUGGUUAUUGUCCGAAUUAUUUUUGGUUGAAGUUGUAAAUAAUUUUGAGUAAAAUAAAGCAAAUCGUGCCAGUCUCCUGUUGAUGAUAAACUGCAGCAUAACUGACUUGAGUGAGUGGGUGGUUGGCGGGUGCUCUGGCGUGGUUUGCUUCUUCUUUCCUAUUGAACAACUAUUGUCUUUAUCUCUCCCCAUUCGUUUUUGUGUUUGUUACUCUCUUUUAACACCUCUAAUCUUUGGCGCUUUUAUGACCAUAUUGUGUUGCAAUAACUACAAAAACUAAAACUGACUUACGUGAUAACAUCUUGACCACAACUGAACAAGUGUGGGAGAACUGAUUCUACACAGCCACGUGACGACUCUUUGAGCUGAGAGAAUCGUGAGUUGCAUCUCUUGCCUUGAAAUCAGUCACUGUUUUAGAAUGCAUGCGAAAUAAUGUUGUUGUUUUUUGUUUGUUUGUUUUUUCGCUUGUGUUUUUUUUUUUUUAAAUGCCAGAGAGAUUAACGCUUUGGCUCCAACACGAUAUAUUUUUAGCGACGUUAUGACGAUGAUGAGAAGAGAAGUGUGAAUGAAGUCAACUCUGUCCCUCAUGCCCAGGAACCACCCCCCAACAAGUGUUCAGGACUCACAAUUACAGUUUGCACUCCCUCGGUCUAUAUUUGUGAGGCAGCGUGGUGAAGUCAGGCGCUCGUCAAAAUAAUGAAAUCAAAGAAAACAGCAUUUUUCUGCUGGUUUAGCCAAUUUUAUUGAAUUUUAAUUUUUUGGCUUAAUCUUUUAUAUGUCCUUAUUAAAAAAAAACACAUUUCCAUGUGAAUUUUACUGAAAAGCACUGAUUAUAGGCACAAAAUAUGUCAUUUUUCAGUGUUGAAAGAUUCUUUAGCUAUACAAGUUGCCGAACUUUGGCUGCCAUUGUCUUGGUAAUUUCACCUCAGAGACCAGAUAACCUCGCUUCCUUCAAUCGCAAUUAUCUUGAGUUCUCUUCAAGGUAAAUGGAUAUUCAUUUCAUUGGAAGCAAGGCAAGUAAAUCAGCUUCCAUACAAUACCAAUAACUCCACAUGCCCCAAACUUGACGAGUGCCUGAUUCUACUGCGUCCGUCGUGAGACAUAUUAUAUUAUUUGUAUAUGUGGUGAUGUUUUCGGCAAAGCUCAAAGCUGUUUAAUUUUUCCACACAUGUUACUCUUACUGUUAUGUUACUCUGCUCUGGUGCAUCGUGUGUGUGUGCAGUCCACACAGGUCUAUGGAGAUUUUGUUGAUUUUUAUACGAUUAUGUUGACAUUCUGAUGAUAAAUAAAUGCAGGUCGUGUACAUAAAUGAUCCUUUUGUGUAUAUAAUGAUGUAUGUGAUGGCUUACUGUAGAUGAAUUUCUUGUUUAUUGACUCAGUAAAUUUUCACAAACUUA